AUGCUGCUGAGCACGAAGCCGCUGGAGCAGCAGCCGGGCGACAUGCUACGGGACAAGGAAAAGGUAUUUGCUGCUGCUGCUGCUGCUGCUGCGAAGUACAAGCAGCAGCAGCAGCAGAUGCAGCAGCUACAGCAAGCAGCGACGCAACAGCUGCUGCGCUCCCUAGGCAUCGCAGAGGAGUCGCCGCAGCAGCAGGAACAGCAGCAGCAAGAGCUGCAGCAGCAGCAGCAGCAGCAGCAGCAGCAGCAGCAGCAGCAGCAGCAGCAGCACAGACUCUGGGACGGAGUCCACGCAGACAGCCGCCUCUUAGAGUUUUUGGAGCAGCGGCUUGAGAGACUGCGGGAGCGCCGCCCAGCAGCAGCAGCAGCAGCAGCAGCACGGGAAGCAGCAGCAGCAACAGCAGCAGCAGCAGGCGUGACGCGGCUGCCGGGGGGAGGCCUCGUGCGCAUGUUUGACUGCAAAGGACUGGAGACAGAAAGAGACAAAAAAUUAAAUUCAAAUAAAAGCUUUAAUUCCAAUUCUUUAGAAGCAGCAGCAGCAAGAGAGGCGCUGCAGCAAGCCCACGUGCUGCUCGACAGCAGCAGCAGCAGCAGCAUCGCCCCAGCUAGCGAAGGGCCUCUUGAGAAGCAGCUGUGGCUAUUUGAAAAGGAAUGA
Eimeria tenella is the source of this 654-nucleotide messenger RNA. RefSeq lists its product as uncharacterized. Lineage: Eukaryota; Apicomplexa; Conoidasida; Eucoccidiorida; Eimeriidae. The record is from RefSeq and is a predicted model, not a curated record. The coding region runs from base 1 to 654 and encodes 217 amino acids. The transcript has a single exon.